Chara braunii is the source of this 1039-nucleotide messenger RNA. The record is from the annotation of a GenBank genome assembly. NCBI's taxonomy places the organism in Eukaryota, Viridiplantae, Streptophyta, Charophyceae, Charales, Characeae.
CCGAUGGCAGUACAGCAGGAGAGACAUGACCUGGCAGACAUUUUACUAUGCACGAUGCGUGCAGUCAUCUAGAACAGCACUAUGAGAGACCUUCAUUCCAGGUCAGUACCGCACCUGCAGAUCGAUCUGAACCAUAACAUGAAGACGCUUGCAGCAGCCAUCAAGGUCGCGGACUCCCAGCUGAAACAGAUGGACGCCCGCAUUGCUACUCUGAAGGCAAGGCCUUCCCAAGCAGCGCCAGACUGCACACUAGACACGACGACGCAGCUCGGCGAGCGCAUCGGCCAAAGUGACUUCACCAGUCCGGCUACGAUCAGCAGCACGGUGGCCGCCAUCAAGACGGACAUCACCAAGCUGCAGUCGCAACCGGCACUAGCUGCGAAGGUAUACAAGAUGCCACGCUUCAACAUCGGCAAGUUCGAGGACUACAACAAGAGCGACGCUUUGACAUGGUGGCAAGCCUUCCUCACCGAAGCGUCCUGCCACGAGGUACCAGACGAAGACAUGAUGAAGGCACUAUACCUCCAACUCAUUGGAGGUGCGCAAGCAUGGAUGAACCACCUCGCGGUUAACAAGGGAACCACUAUCGCCGAGCUACACGAACACCUCAUGUGGGAAGAUUUUGAGCAGCUGUGGUUCACUCGCUUCAUGGUCCGCAACGUCGUGAAGGCGACCAUGAACGAGGUCUACACUUGCUCACAGGGAAGCAUGCCAACUCGAGACAGGACGAUCAAGUGGCAGAAGAUAGUAACCACGCCAGGUUUCGAGUUGAGAUUCACAAACCAACGAUUCGAGUUCUUCUCGCGAUCGUGCGCAGGACUGCGGUUGGCACUCGGCAACGAGUACGACUAUACCUCAUUCCAAGCUAUUCUGGAUCGUGCGAACCUCGUCAUCCAAACGGACGACAAGGCCGCUAUCGAGAAGCAGUCCCAUCCAAACGACCGACACAUAACAAUACCGUGAUUUCUGAAGAAACAGUCGAUCUCCACGCUGCAGCAGCAUCCUCGAGUGAUGGAGGAACUGUCGCAGCGCUCCCGCC